This is a messenger RNA of Cyclopterus lumpus (lumpfish), 1132 nucleotides long. Its product is annotated as probable endochitinase. Gene Ontology annotation, cellular component: extracellular region. NCBI's taxonomy places the organism in Eukaryota, Metazoa, Chordata, Actinopteri, Perciformes, Cyclopteridae. The coding region runs from base 97 to 774 and encodes 225 amino acids. The transcript is spliced from 4 exons. Gene Ontology annotation, molecular function: chitin binding. The record is from RefSeq and is a predicted model, not a curated record.
GUCAGCUCGAUACCCAUAUAAAGCAUCGCAGUGAGACAUCUAUCAGACAUCAGUCCCAGCAGAGAGACAUCCUGCUUCCUUCACCAUUUUGGCAACAUGGGCAAGCUCACUCUAACUGCAGGUCUCUGUGUGAUCAUCGCCAGCUUGGGUUUACCUGGCCUUGUGACAGGAACUACAUUACUUCCUGGAAACCCCUGUAAUGGAAGAUUGGAUGGGAACUACGCUAACCCUGAUGACCAACACACUUUUUAUCAAUGUGUAGCUGGAAACACCUACGUCCAACCAUGCCCAGCAGGUUUGGUGUAUAACCCAUCCAAAGAUUAUUGUGACUAUCCUGCUCCAACUACCAGUACACUUCAAGGAUUCUGUCACGGAAAAGUGGAUGGGAACUACGCUAACCCUGAUGACCUACACACUUUUUAUCAAUGUGUAGCUGGAAACACCUACGUCCAACCAUGCCCAGCAGGUUUGGUGUAUAACCCAUCCAAAGAUUAUUGUGACUAUCCUGCUCCAACUACCAGUACACUUCAAGGAUUCUGUCACGGAAAAGUGGAUGGGAACUACGCUAACCCUGAUGACCUACACACUUUUUAUCAAUGUGUAGCUGGAAACACCUACGUCCAACCAUGCCCAGCAGGUUUGGUGUAUAACCCAUCCAAAGAUUAUUGUGACUAUCCUGCUCCAACUGCCAGUACACUUCAAGGAUACUGUCAAGGAAGAGCAGAUGGGAACUACCGCAACCCUGAUGACCUACACACUUUUAUCAAUGUGUAGCUGGAAAAACCUACGUCCAACCAUGCCCAGCAGGUUUGGUGUAUAGACCAUGCAAAAAUGCAUGUGACUAUCCUGCUCAAACCUAGCAGUAAACCUAAAGGAUACUGUAAAAUUGCCCCCAAAAUCUUGUCUUUAGACAAUGCUGCAAUAGCUAUCCCCAGAAGCAAACCCCACACCCACUACCACAAAAACAACCACCUCCACUACAACUCCACAAAAUCACAGCACCGUAUUUGGACAUUGUCAAAUUCUGUUAAAUGUACAAUUUCCUGUGAUUCUUACAUUAUGACAGAGAUGUUGCAUAUUGUAUGUAUAUGUAUGUGCUCUUUGUAUGAAUGUAAAUACAAAAAUAAUAUUA